Molecule: messenger RNA, 900 nt
Organism: Rotaria sp. Silwood2
Lineage: Eukaryota; Metazoa; Rotifera; Eurotatoria; Philodinida; Philodinidae
Source: the annotation of a GenBank genome assembly
AUGUUAUGUAGGUGUCGAGUACCGCGUGUUCGAGAUCAUCCAUUGGUUGUUCUUCAUCAUUUGACACAUCCGCCCUAUCAUGAGACAGAGGAACAACAUCUCGAUCAAAAUUUGAUCGAAAAGAUCGGUUCAGGUACCGAAGCAAAUCCUUUUGUUAUCUAUCGUGAUCCACAGUCAGUCGAUACAACGAAUCUUCGAUAUCUACGUUUUGUUUGCGUAUCUGAUACUCAUAAUAAACUAGACAGAAUCGUCAUUCCACAUGGCGACGUGUUUGUUCAUUGUGGUGACGCAGUUAAUCAUUACACAUGUUGGCGUGAUCUACCUAAAUUCAAUGAAUUUGUGGGCACGUUACCACACAAGCACAAACUCUUCGUCAGUGGUAAUCAUUGCAUCAGUCUCAAUCCAGAACGACCUGAUCUCAGUCAACAGUCAUUAGGGAACAUGACCUAUAUUCAAGAUCAACUGAUUGAUAUCGAAGGAGUAGGCAUCUAUGGAAGUCCAUGGCGACCACAAAGAGGUCUUAUCUAUCGAUCCGAAGCAUUCGGAUACGAUGCUACACUCAUUCGAGCUGAUAUUUGGUCCAAGGUACCUGAAAAUAUCGAUAUUUUGAUGACCCACAGUCCUCCUUACAGCAUUCGAGAUCAUGAUCCGGCAAGCGAAGAGCGUUUGGGAUGUCCAGGUCUCUUACGUGAAGUGGUCACUCGAGUAAAACCACGUAUUCAUCUUUUCGGUCACAUGCAUUCAGAUUGGGGUGUCAGUGUGUACAAGAGCGACGAAAAUUCUGCUUUGGAGCAUAACAAUACAAUAUUAUCUUCACACGAUAUUCUGUUCGCCAAUUUAGCAAUUAAACGUCCGAGAAGAAUACUCGGUGAAGCAGUAGUCAUCGAUUAUUUCUACUGA